UUUUAAUGGGAAACAUUUUCGGAAUUGAUCAUAACGAGACUCUUUCGUGCGGAUGCUUUAGGUCAAUGUGUCUUGCAACAUGAGGUUGAUAUGUCUUCUGGUCCUGAUGUUAGGCGCUGCCUACGAAGUCCAGGCCAAAGCAGUUUUUGCUCACUUUAUGGUUGGAAAUACUGCCUCCUUCUCUGUGGCCGAUUGGGAACACGAUAUAAUUCAGGCACGUGAUGCGCAUAUCGAUGCAUUUGCACUCAAUAUUGCAAAUGGCGAUCCCCUCAAUGCGCCGUCCUUGUCGAACGCCUUUACUGCGGCCAACAAUCUUGGCGCUACUUUUAAACUCUUCUUUUCUUUCGAUUAUGCAGGAAAUGGCGACUGGCUAAAAGAAAAUGUGAUCAAAUUGAUCAAUCAAUACGGAUCAAAUGCAGCCUACUACAAAGUCGGCCCACAGCCAUUUGUAUCAACCUUUGAAGGCCCGGACCGCGCCCAAGACUGGAUCGACAUCAGGACACAAACCAACUGUUACUUUGUACCCUCCUGGUCUUCGCUGGGGGCCAAGGCUGCCAUGCAAGCAGGUCCUGUUGAUGGACUGUUUAGCUGGGGUGCAUGGCCCGAGGGUCCCAACGACAUGAAUACACUGAUUGAUGCUUCGUAUCUGUACUUUCUUGGUGACAAAAAGUACAUGAUGCCAGUUUCCCCGUGGUUCUUUACCAACAUGCCUGGCUACCACAAGAAUUGGCUGUGGCGAGGAGACGAUUUAUGGUAUGACCGCUGGCAGCAAGUCCUCUGGGUCCAGCCAGAUUUUGUCGAGAUCAUUUCUUGGAAUGAUUACGGGGAAUCGCACUACAUUGGACCGAUACAUAUAUCCGAGUUUACUGCUUUUGACACCGGCAAAUCACCAUACAACUAUGCUACAGGCUUGACACAUGAUGGCUGGCGCCUGUUCCUGCCAUACCUGAUUGAUACCUACAAAAACAAUAUCUCUUCAAUUACCCAGGAAGGGGCAGUUGCCUGGUUCCGUCAACAACCAGCUACUGCAUGUGGUACUGGUGGUACUACGGGAAACACCAUUAGCCAGCUCCAAAAUGAAUAUCCCCCAUCAGACAUCGUUCAAGACAAAGUCUUUUAUUCUGCACUUUUGGCCUCGGAUGCUACAGUAACUGUUUCAAUUGGCGGGGUAGAGCAAAUUGGAACUUGGAGAAAUGUUCCAAGCGAUGGAGUUGGUAUUUAUCAUGGAAGUGUACCGUUCAAUGGAAACCUUGGCGCUGUAUAUGUCACCAUUUCUCGAAACGGUGCCAUAAUUGCUCAAAUCAAUGCUGCUCCUAUUUCUACACAAUGUGUUGAUGGGAUCGAGAACUGGAAUGCCUUUGUUGCCAGUGCCACGGCAGGCAAUACUAUUGCUCCAGUCGAGCCGUCGCACUCACUUUCUGACAUGGAGUGUAUAGCUGGUUUUGGAAUCAACAACUACGCUGGGCUGUGUAGUUUUGCCUGCAGUUAUGGAUACUGCCCGAUUGGAGCGUGCACAUGCAGUGCCUUGGGCACUGCACGCGACAAACCGGAGGCGACUGGCGAUCAUGGUUGUCCUGCUGAAGGUCUCGAUGGUAGUUAUCUAGGCCUAUGUGACUUCAGUUGCAAUUAUUGCUACUGUCCUGAUGCUUGUACCAUCAAACCGGCUGGUUAUGUUUGCCAGGUUGCUCCUACUCAAGACCCGCCAGUUCCAGCCUGUGUUGCAGGUACAGGUGAUGGAAAUCUAGAGGGGCUUUGCGCCUACUCCUGCAGCUAUGGGUACUGUCCUGCGGAGUCGUGCACCUGUACAAAGAUUGGCCCAAAGCCUAUUCCUCCAUCCGCUUCAAGCAUUUCUAGCUGCCCUGCCCCGGGCAUGGAUUUCGAUUCUUACAACGAUCUUUGUGCUUUUACUUGCUCUCGGGGUUAUUGUCCGGCCGGUGCAUGUAGUUCAGGAGAUUCAUGCUCUGGAGGCAAUUCAACAUCUGGGGGCAAUUCAACAAAUAGCUGCAUUGCAGGGUACGGAGAGGGCAAUUUGGCUGGUCUGUGCAGCUUUGCAUGCAGCUAUGGAUUCUGCCCCGAGGACCAGUGUACAUGUACCGCCAACGGCACUGCACCUGCGCUCCCAGAUGCUCUUGAUGUUAUUGGCUGUCCGGCUGCUGGGUUAGACUAUGAUACCUACCUCAAUCUUUGUAGCUUUACAUGUGCCUACGGUUAUUGUCCAUCUGGUGCAUGUGCUUCUGACGAUGGAUGUUUCUCUCCAGGCGACGACUUUCCAGAUUGCAACCAGGAAUUUGAUAGUAUCGAUGCUGUCUUCGCUGCAGGAGAUAGCAUUCCAAUGUACUGUCGAAACAUGUAUAUCCUUCAAGUCCAGGCACAAAACCUUACGCAGUCUCUGACCGAAUAUAACCAGCUUCUUUCCAAAAAUUACGACAAGAAAUUCAAGGUCUAUUCCGACUACAUUAAAUCUCAAGUCCAGCCAGAUCUGAACGAAUGCAUGGAAAGCAACUGUGUACAGUACUUUGACUGUACAGAAACAAAGAAAGAUGGUUCGAUUGUACCUUCGUAUUGUCCUGGCACCAUAUGGAAUUGGCAGAAAGAAGGUGGACCACGCCCUCCUCGAUAUGCACCACCAAAGGCACACUACCACUGCAAGGAUACUCAGGGAUUUUUCGCUUAUCUUGCAUCCAAAUAUAAAAUUGACAACUCGACGGUAGUAUUUGGAAGCUGGGACACUGCUUAUCAUGACUCGAGUGGAGAAGUGUUAUGGGAUGGCUUUCCAAUGGCCUACGUUCCCAAUCCGAAGGAUCUGAUUGGAAACUCCAUUAACAAUCUGACCGUCUUUUCAAAUAUGUUAAAUGAUGUGGCUCUUGACGAGCAGGACUUUCCCUUUAUCAGCAACACAGCCGACUAUGUCGAUGCCGCAGCCAUACCGGUCUAUAUGACAGCACAGUCUGUCACGUCCAUGUCUGCUGUGGUCGAAGAAGCAAAACACAUCACGGAAGAGAAAAGGAAAGAAAUGGCGCUUUUAUUCCUUACGAGCUUUCUUUUUGUGCUUCCAGCCAUUGGCGAAGCUUUUGAAGCCGCUGAUCUGACUGCAAUUGCAUCGAUUCUGUCGCUUCUUAGUAACUCGGGCGAUGUGGCCGUGAGUAUCUACAGCUUGGUUGAGGACCCAUCGAGUAUACUCUUUGAUAUUUUCGGCAUCAUCACUGGAGUCAAGUCCCUCACUGAAGCGGCUGCUGCCCGGCGGGCUAUGAAGGCCGAGGACAUCGCCAAGCUGGGUAUUGAAGUCAGUACACCGGUGACCAAGACUUCUAAAAUAGAGGCCGGUUGUUUGACAGGUGGAUAGAUGUUUUCUGAAUGAUGUUUUAAUCGUAGUUGUUCAAAGGAAUGCCGAC
This is a messenger RNA of Xylona heveae TC161, 3392 nucleotides long. RefSeq names its product carbohydrate-binding module family 24 protein. The record is from RefSeq and is a predicted model, not a curated record. Gene Ontology annotation, biological process: mating projection tip cell wall disassembly. The coding region runs from base 80 to 3343 and encodes 1087 amino acids. The transcript is spliced from 2 exons. Gene Ontology annotation, molecular function: glucan endo-1,3-alpha-glucosidase activity. NCBI's taxonomy places the organism in Eukaryota, Fungi, Ascomycota, Xylonomycetes, Xylonales, Xylonaceae.